Molecule: messenger RNA, 2313 nt
Organism: Myripristis murdjan (pinecone soldierfish)
Lineage: Eukaryota; Metazoa; Chordata; Actinopteri; Holocentriformes; Holocentridae
Gene: ugdh
Product: UDP-glucose 6-dehydrogenase
Exons: 12
Coding region: 265-1755 (496 amino acids)
Biological process (GO): glycosaminoglycan biosynthetic process
Cellular component (GO): nucleus
Molecular function (GO): NAD binding; UDP-glucose 6-dehydrogenase activity
Source: RefSeq, a predicted model, not a curated record
UAACGACACCAGAUAUGUACUGCGGGCUUGACAGAGGUGCUUCAGUCCUCUCGGUUAGGUACGAGCAGCGCUGGAAAAGUUGGGAGAUAGCCCGCUGGUUAGACUAUUGUUCCCCGUCCAGGCUUUAGUUUAUCCCCAGUUUUUGGAGCUUUUAACAGAGCCGUGCUUCCGGGGUCAGCGGCUGAAGAAGACAGACACAUUUGGGACACGGAGCUAACAUAAUCUCAGCUGUCUUGAAGUUGUGACUGUCGAGUUGGCACUAAGAUGUUUCAGAUAAAGAAGGUCUGUUGCAUUGGUGCGGGGUACGUGGGAGGCCCAACGUGUAGUGUGAUCGCUCAGAUGUGCCCAGAGAUCACAGUGACCGUUGUGGAUGUCAAUGAGUCUAGGAUCAAAGCUUGGAACUCAGACACUUUGCCCAUAUAUGAGCCCGGCCUGAAAGAGGUGGUGGAGUCAUGCAGAGGGAGGAAUCUGUUUUUCUCCACUGACAUUGACUCAGCCAUUAGGGAAGCUGACCUCGUCUUCAUCUCUGUAAAUACCCCCACCAAGACCUAUGGGAUGGGGAAGGGUCGUGCCGCAGACCUUAAGUUCAUCGAGGCAUGUGCUCGACGGAUUGUGGAGGUGUCUGAUGGCUACAAGAUUGUCACAGAGAAGAGCACAGUCCCAGUGCGAGCAGCUGAGAGCAUCCGAAGGAUAUUUGAUGCCAACACCAAACCCAGCCUCAACCUACAAGUGCUAUCCAACCCAGAGUUCCUUGCAGAAGGAACAGCAGUGCGGGAUCUGAAAGAGCCAGACCGUGUCCUGAUUGGUGGAGACGAGACAGCAGAAGGUCAAAGGGCGAUCAGAGCACUGUGCGCCGUCUAUGAACACUGGGUCCCCAAAGCACGCAUCAUCACCACCAAUACAUGGUCGUCUGAGCUCUCCAAACUGGCAGCCAAUGCAUUCCUGGCACAGCGAAUCAGCAGCAUCAACAGCAUCAGCGCUUUGUGCGAGGCCACAGGAGCCGAUGUAGAGGAGGUAGCCAAGGCCAUCGGCAUGGACCAGAGGAUAGGCAGCAAGUUCCUCAAAGCCAGCGUAGGCUUUGGUGGCAGCUGUUUCCAGAAGGAUGUGCUAAAUCUUGUGUACCUGUGUGAGGCCCUCAACCUCCCUGAGGUGGCCUCCUACUGGCAGCAGGUGAUAGAUAUGAAUGAGUACCAGAGGAGACGGUUUGCCUGCAGGAUCAUUGACUGCCUCUUCAACACCGUCACUGGGAAAAAGAUCGCUCUGCUGGGCUUCUCAUUCAAGAAGGACACAGGCGACACCAGGGAGUCAUCCAGUAUUUACAUCUCUAAGUAUCUGAUGGAUGAGGGGGCCAAGCUGUUCAUCUACGACCCCAAAGUCCUUAAAGAACAAAUCAUCCAUGACCUCUCACAGCCCAGCAUCUCAGAGGACAACCCACAAAGAGUGUCGGAGCUGGUGACUGUGACCACAGACCCCUAUGAGGCCUGCCAGAGUGCACACGCGUUGGUCAUCUGCACCGAGUGGGACAUGUUUAAGGAGCUGGACUAUGAAAAGAUUUACAAAAAGAUGCUGAAACCAGCCUUUAUUUUUGAUGGUCGGAGAGUGCUGGACCACCUCCACCCUGACCUGCAGAACAUUGGCUUCCAGAUUGAGACCAUCGGCAAGAAGGUGACAUCAACACGCAUCCCCUACACUCCUGCAGCUGUGUGCUCACGCAUCAGCGUCAGUGAACCUCCCACCAAGAAAGCCAAAGUGUAAAACCUGCUCCACCCCCACCACACACACACACACACAUUCCUUCCUCACUUUUUAUACUGCUGGUGUUAGCUGAUACAGGUCCCAGUCACUCUCAUGCUGGUAAAUGCUUAAUGACCAAAAACGCCAAAUGGUCCGUUGAUUCCGGCCUAACAUUGGAAUGAAGUGUUAGCUGGUUCAGAGUUGAUGCAAUAUAGUAAAUGUGAUCUAUGAAUUGCAAUGCAAAACCAUACCAGACACAUGGCCAUGACUGAUCUGGCACAUUUCGUGGUGGUUGGCAAUUGUUUAACAAAAGUUGAAAAUGCAGCAACAUUUCAAAAUUGUCCCUUGCAGGCAGUUUUAAAAACAGUAUUAGUUAGAACUGUUUAGGAACUUAGACUUUCUUACAGUGUAUGUACUUUAUAAUCAGGUAUUGUCAGUCAGUGGAGAAAAAAAAAGUAUACUAUUUUUGAAGUAUUUUUAUAAACCAUUUCUUACUGUAUGUUGAUCAGUGUGUGUCCUCAGUAUCAGUGAUUGUUUUAUUAAAUGGGCCAAUGCAAUAAAAUGUGAUGUGUCCUCUCA